Molecule: messenger RNA, 5169 nt
Organism: Bombina bombina (fire-bellied toad)
Lineage: Eukaryota; Metazoa; Chordata; Amphibia; Anura; Bombinatoridae
Gene: HMBS
Product: hydroxymethylbilane synthase
Exons: 3
Coding region: 2041-2979 (312 amino acids)
Biological process (GO): heme biosynthetic process
Cellular component (GO): cytoplasm
Molecular function (GO): hydroxymethylbilane synthase activity
Source: RefSeq, a predicted model, not a curated record
GGCACGCAGCACAGCAAUGUCAUUUGGGGAGCACAUCCUGCCUCUCUGUGAGCUGAGAUCCGACUUGCAGGACCUGAACCUGAGGGAGAUACAGAUCAAUAUCGCAAUAUCCCUGUGAACAAGAACUAAGGAAAACAACAAAGAAAACAUAUCAUGUCUGAUGAUGAACAAACCCCUGUUGACAUACAGUCGCUGGUUAAUAACACUGUGUCACAAGCAGUAUCCUCUGCUCUAGCAGAUAUUUCAUCUAUGGUUAAAAGUAUUAUACAGGAGACCCUUGAACCUCCGGCCCUGAUGCACAACUCCUCUGAACCAGAGACCUCUAAAAAGCGUACUUCCAAAACCAAACACCAAGGGGAACCCCCCCAUUCUAAGAAAAAUAAGCCUGCCAUAACCCUUCCCCUGGGGUAAUAUUACGAAAGACAAUGACAAUAAUACUACCUCUGAACCAAAUAACCCCAUGUACUACCCUGAUGGGUACCUAUCAAAUCAUGAGUCAGAAUGGCCUGAAGAGCCUCACGAAACACCCUGUACCCAAGAGGACACGGACACCUUCCCCGCACAAACCAUUAUAGACCCCUUAGGUCAGCCUAUUAUUCUUUAUAUAUAUAUAUAAAGCACAAACAGAUUCAGCAGCGCUGCCCCUGGGUACAAGGAUAACAGUACAAUGGAGUAACAAUACAAUAAAAGACAACAUUUUACAGACAAAUACAGGGGGAAUUGAGGGCCCUAGUCCCGUGGGAACUUACAAUCUAGAUGGGUAGGAGGAUGGGAAACAGGAGGUGGGGACUGCAAAGGUGAGAAUGAUAUUAGUGAGGAGAUAGAUGAGGGAAACUGUUAGUUAAGUGAAGUUAGUUUGUUAAUAAGUCAGGGCCCAUGUUUGACCCUGACCAAAUAAGACACCCACGGUCAUCUGAAUGGUCCCCUUCACCACACAAUGCAAUUCUUACAAGCAUGGCUAAGAAAACCCCUUCCUAAUCCCACUACGAAUAAAUUACGGGCAGAACGCCCACGACCCAUGCUCCCAGAUAGGGAAUCUUCCACCCCUGAAUUUGACUCCACUAUGGUGACUUUCCUCACCAGAGGUGGGAGAGACCCUAGAAGGGGCCAAGACAAAUCACUUAGAUCGUCCCAGGAUAAAUUAUUAGACAUGGUGGGGCUGAUUACACAAAUGUUACAGAUCACCGAUAAGGCUAUGAUAACUUCCCAACCCUCAGCAGAUCAGAGAAUGGGCACAAUGUACAAUUUGCCUUCUAGGCAACACCAAUGUAGCACUCUCUACUGAGAGGCGCAGGGCAGCUCUUGCCAGACUAGAUCCUAAACUGGCCCAUAUGGCAAAGACAGAAGGCGGAUCCUCAGCCAAAGGAUUACUCUUCGGGAGUCCUUUAUUUGAGAUCUGAAUAGAUUGGUUUCCAGAUUUACCUCUUUGGACAGAGCUCAGUCUAACGUGCGCAGAGUACUUUAUAACAGUUUUUUGCCAGGGCUGGGUGUUUCAGGGAUCGUUUGUCCAGCCAAGCAACGUUCAGAGUCUCCUUCCGUCAGCAAUAUGCUCCACAAAUUAGACCCUUGUUCCGUACAAGGGGCCGGCCCUUCCGAGCCAGAGGUCAUCCACAAGCCCCUCCAGCUCCCACUAAUCAAGGUGAGUCCUUCGCUCCUUCAUGCUUCCCCAAUAGAACUGGCGGGCAGACUUGCACGUUAUUUCCCAACAUAGAACACCUCAGACCAGUGGGUUUUGCAAACAGUUUUAGGAUUCCAGAUAGAAUUCUUCCAACUCCCGUCACAACCCCUCCCUCCCAACCCAAUCCCGUUUCCUCAUGCUAUGCAGGUACUUAUAAAUUUGGAAAUGCGUCAGCUUCUCUGCAAAGGGGCUAUAGAACGGGCCUCAGUACGAGGGUUUCUAAACAUGUUUUUGGUCAAAAGAAGGACGGAGGCUUUCGCCUGGUCAUCAACUUGAAAACCUUAAACUUAUUUCUCGUCUACCACCAUUUCAAAGUGGAGGGCAUACACCUACUCAGGGACACCCUGCAAGGGCAGGAUUGGAUGAUUGGAUGGUCUAGAUUUAAAAGAUGCAUACUUGACAGUGCCCAUGCAUUCCGCAUUCCGCCAUUAUCUUCAGUUCCUUUGAAACGGAGAACUCUGGCAAUUCACAUGUCUCCCCUUCGGCCUCAGUUCAGCUCCUUGGUGUUUCACCAAGAUUAUGAGACCGGUUGCAGCCUUCCUUCGAACCAGGGGCAUCAGGCUCAUCCUCUAUCUCUAGACGACAUCCUCAUUUUAGCGCAAGACAAGAGCUUAUUACUCAAUCAUUUAGAGUUCACAACGAACCUCCUGCAACACCUAGGUUUUGUGAUCAAUCAUGACAAAUCUCUCCUCCUUUCUAGGUUUCACAGUGAAUUCAAUAACAGCUAUCGUGCCCUUGCCGCAGGCCAAACUAGUCACCAUUCGAAAGGAACUCAGAUCAGCUCUGAGGAAACAACUUGCGAGGAUCAUAAGGCUCCUAUCCUCCUCCAUUCAGGCAAUUUCCCCAGGUCCCUUAUACUACAGGGCCAUGCAGAGAUUGAAGCACUCUUACCUACACAAAGACCCUUCCUUUGCCCAACCAGUAACUCUCUCCCCAGAGGUCAAACAGGAGAUAUCAUGGUGGCUUCACAAUAUGGAAGCCUGGAAUGGCAGGGUCAUUUUCGGUUUCUCGCCGGAUUUCGUAAUAUAAUCAGAUGCCAGCCUGAUUGGCUGGGGCGCAUCCUCCGACUUUCAGGCCACCGGGGGCAAAUGGACUCCGGAGAAGUCCUCGCUCCAUAUCAACUGUCUGGAACUCAUAGCAGGUCCUUUUGCCAUCUAAUCCUUCAAGGAUUCGUUGAACAAUUGUUGUGUCCUAAUCCAUAUGGACAGCAUCUCAGCUGUCCAUUAUAUCAACAAACUUGGAGGUACCAGGUCACUGAUCCUAGGGUUUUUAACUCAACAGUUUUACCAAUUUUUCGUUGAGAACAAUAUAUAAGUGAUGGCGGAAUAUCUUCCGGGACAGUCCAACGUAACGGACUAGCUUUCCAGGUACUGGAGAGACGUCAGCGACUGGAAACUGAACAGAUGUAUUUUUCUCAUAAUACAAGCUCUCAGGGGACCCUUGUCAAUAGACACUUACCAGUUCCUGACAUACUUCAGUUGGUUAUCAGACCCAGGAGCCCUGGCCACAGAUGCCUUUCUCCAAAAGUGGCCCCCAUACAGCGUUUAUGCCUUUCCCCCAUUCUCCAUGAUCUCCAGGGUUCUAGCCCUCAUCCGCAGACUCCAGAUCACUAUCGUGAUAGUCACUCCCCUUUGGCCAGCUCAAGCCUGGUUUCCAGCCCUCUUAGAACUAUCUCGUCAGUACCCUCUACUGAUAUCUCCCUUUCCGAACCUCUUAAGGAGCACAGAAGGUGACCAUCACCCAUUAAUUCUAGAUGAAUCACUCUGUCUCCUAGUAUGGACAGUUUCAGGGGUUCCUGGGACCCCUCAGGCCUUUCGGACACAGCUUAGGGUCUCCUCAGAAAUUCCUGGGCCCCUGGAACUCGACGGUCCUAUGAAUUCGCAUAGUCGAUCUGGGUUCGUUGGUGCUUGGCAGAAUGUACUGAUCCCUUUUAAGCACCUCCGGUGAUUAUAGCCAUUUUCCUUGCACAUCUAUAUGAACAAUGGAAAGCCUAUCGUACUGUUAAUCUCUUUCGCUCUGACAUUUCAGCGGCUCACCUACCGGUUAAUGGCUUACCGGUUGGUAAGGAUCCUCUCAUCUCUCGCCUCCUGAGGGGUAUCCGUCUUAGGAUUCCCCCUCAAUCUCAUUAUAAAUUCCUGUGGGGGUAUCAAAACUUCUGUCCUUAUUUCAAUCCUGGCCGGAUAACUCCUUGCUUUCCAUGAAACAACUAUCAGCUAAAUUUGCUUCCCUUCUCUCCUUUAGGAGAGCCUCUGAUGUUCAGGCUCUCAAUAUAGACGAGUUUUCUCUGUCAGGUUUACAGUUUCAUAUUAAUAGGCGUACUAAAACCUUCUCGUCUUCUCUAUCUUACCCUUAUCUAGAUUCUGAACCUCUACUGUGUGUAGCAAGAUGCCUUAAAGAAAACUGCGCUCGCACGGCUCCUUUCCGUACUUCAGAUAAAGGCUCUUUACUGAUUUCUUAUAUUCAACCCUUUUGCCCCAUAUCGGUCCUUACUAUUGCCAGAUGGAUAUGAUGGGUCAUGUCACUAGCUCACAUUCCGUCCUCCUUCGGAGCACAUUCAGUUAGAGGGGCAACAGCCUCUUGUGCCUUUAGGCAAGGUUGCUCUUUGCAAGACUUACUGGCUGCGGCAGACUGGUCUUCUGACUCUAUAUUUCGUAAAUUUUUAUUUUAAACCUAUUUCUCAGGCUGCUUUGUCACUGUUAGAUACUUAAGCUUUAAAAAAGCAAAAUAGGAGCCUUGUCAUGAAAUAUAGAUUAUGAUAGCCUUGGUGACUCUAUAGUCCCAAUUUUAUUUAAGACAGGAGGUAAGUAUUUUGCCCCCCCCUUGGGUAAAUUUCUUUCACUAUAUAUAUAGUUUUGUGUUACUUUGAUGCAUUAUCUGUUUUAUUCUAGUGUGAGUAGUCUGAUUUCAAGUUCAGGAAAUCUUCCAGGAAGUUCCGGUUCCGUUGGUCUUAUAUUCUACAGUUCCUGAGGAUUGGUUCGGUCCGGACCAGUGAAGAAAGAGGAAGUGGAUUGUCUAGCACCUGGCUUUAUUACCGUUUACUGUGAUCUCAUUGGUUGUCCAGAAAUAAUGUUUCUUUUUUCUGUACUUUUAUUACUGCUGGAGUUUAGAAAGUAAAGCAAAAUACUCGCCUCCUGUCUUUAAUAAAAUUUGGACUGUAGAGUCACCAAGGCCAUCAUAAUCCAUAUUUUACAGCUAAGAAAUGGACCCUUUCCUACUAUUUGCAAUGCUGAAAUGGUGGAUAUUGCUAUAGGAUCAAGGGACUAAGGUACCAAAAUCAUGUGUUCUGAGAUUCAAUGUGGGCAUAUUGAACCUGAAGAAAAGAAAAAAAAAAAAAAAAGGAUUUGAAAUGAGCAAAUAACUAAUGCAAAUCUGAUCAUAUACAGUAGUUGCAGGGCCAUGUGAUCAAGAUUCAGAAGAGAUGACAACUCCCCCAACUGCGUUCCCCCUGGAUUAACCACUGAUUUUCCGUGUUUUUGUAUUAAACAACUGGU